Molecule: messenger RNA, 1371 nt
Organism: Scedosporium apiospermum
Lineage: Eukaryota; Fungi; Ascomycota; Sordariomycetes; Microascales; Microascaceae
Exons: 7
Coding region: 1-1371 (456 amino acids)
Biological process (GO): glutaminyl-tRNA aminoacylation; translation
Cellular component (GO): cytosol; cytoplasm
Molecular function (GO): glutamine-tRNA ligase activity; ATP binding
Source: RefSeq, a predicted model, not a curated record
AUGCCCCCCCAAAGUCCCCCCACCAUUCGACUCACCCUCCACUUGAGUGGACCUCCUUUGAAGACUAGCGUCGAGAGUUCGAUCGCGGACACUUUCCCGGAAAAUGCGCCGGGAGGUGCCGCUAACCUUCAGCUUGACGAGGGGACCGGGGAGGUGGUAUCCAAGAGUGAAUUGAAGAAAGGCCUUCAGAAACGAGCAAAGAAGGUCACGUCCGCUGGCAAACGUGCGAAGCAAACGGUAGAACUAGCGUCCACCCUGGUUGUCAAUGGUGCUAAACCCGGUAUUAGUGGAAAGCUGCCGAUCGGUCAGGCCAAGCUGGAGGGUAUCGACCCAGAUGCUAUGUUCAAGAAGGGUUUUCUCGCCGACAUCUACAAAGAGAGAUUCGAUGACACAAACCCUUCCGCCGAGGACGAGGAAUACUUCCUCUCUAUAGAGGAGGCAAUCCGAUGGUUGGGUUUUAAGCCCGAUGCCAUCACGUAUUCAAGCGAUAACUUCCAGAAGUUGUACGACAUGGCCGAAAAGCUGAUCAAGCUUCGGAAAGCAUACGUGUGCCACUGCCCGGCCGCGGAAACAAAGCGCCAGCGGGGUGUUGAGAAUGGCAAAGAGGGACCGCGGUAUCGCUGUGAGCAUGCGGAACAGGAGCCCGAGACCAACUUGAGGAAAUUCCGCGACAUGCGCGACGGGAAAUACGCACCUCGGACCGCCUUCCUGCGCAUGAAGCAGGACAUCACCAGCGGCAAUCCCCAGAGGUGGGAUCUCCCUGCCUACCGCAUACCCGAGGAGCCAUAUUUUGGGGGGAUUACGCAUAGCCUCUGCACAACGGAGCUUAUCCUUUCCCGGGAAAGUUAUGGAUGGCUCAAUCAUUCGCUCGGCGUGUACGAGCCUAUGCAGCGCGAGCAUGGACGUCUAAAUAUUGCUGGGGCUGUCAUGAAUCCUAUUCCUGUCGUACUUGAAGACUGGGAGACUCUGGGAAUCAAAGAGCUGGAUGUUCCAUUCCUGCCUAAGGAUCCGUUCAUAGGCAGCCACAGGCUGUCUAUCACGAAGGCAAUUUACAUUGAUCGUUCAGACUUCCGAGAAGUUGCAAGCAAGGAUUACUUUAGACUUGCGCCCGGCGCAGUGAUCGGCCUAUUCCAAGUCCCGCGCCCUAUUCUAGCGACUUCCUUCUCUAAGGACCCUGAGUCUGGACCCAUCACGGAGAUUCGGGCUUCGUUCGGCAAGACCAAGAAGAAACCCAAAGCUUUUAUUCAAUGGGUCCCUACCGGAUCGCGUGUGAUUAACGUUCGGAUCCAUGACCGGCUCUUCAACUCGGAUAACCCCAAAGCCGCCGAGGGCGGCGUUAUGGGGGAUGGGAUAUCAACCCUGAUAGCCUGA